AUGGCAACAAAAAGCGCAAAAGCUGGCGACAAACGCAAGGCGGCCGAGGCCCCGGAGAAGAAAGUUAAGAAGUUCGAAGUGAAGAAAGAAGGACCUAACUCGACAAGGAAGCUUUUCAAAAACGAGGAUGCCUCGGACGACAGCAGCGACGACGACUUGUCCGAUGGAGAUGAUGGUGGUGCCGAGCUUCCUGCAAAGAAGAAGGCGAAGCAGGCCAAAGGAUCAGAGAAACCUGGAAGCAACGACGUGACAGACAAGAAGCACGAGCGAAGUAGGCCCUAUCUUGACGCUUUGGCUUGCACCUUUGCGCUGGCCAAGGAGCGGAAGGCUGCACGCCCUCUCGCCGACGAGCUGCAGAGGGCCAAGAAGAUCUGGGAGCGCCUGCGACGAAAGUCCCAUGUGCCAAAGGAAGAGAGGCAGCAAUUGGUUGACGAAUUAUUCGAAAUCAUAACUGGCCGUGUCAAGGACUUCGUUCUCAAGCAUGACGCCGUGCGUGCUGUCCAGACUGCCCUCAAAUACGCGAAGACGGAACAGCGCAAAACGAUUACGCAAGAGCUUCAGGGAACCUAUGCCCAGCUGGCCGAGAGCAGAUAUGCCAAGUUCCUCAUUGGCAAGAUGCUGGUCCAGAACGAUCCAGAAAUCCGGGACAUGAUCAUUCCUGAAUUCUACGGCAAGGUCAGGAAGCUCAUCAACCACCCUGAGGCUGGCUGGAUCCUCGACGACAUCUACCGUGGUGUUGCGACCAAGGAGCAGAAAGCAACCAUACUGCGUGAGUGGUAUGGUCCUGAAUUCUCGCUUUUCAGGAAGGACGGCGACAAGACCGAAACCGCCGAAUUGACCCAGAUCCUGGAGGAGAAUCCUGAAAAACGCGGACCUAUCAUCAAGCAUCUCUUGGGUAUGAUCGACCAGCUGGUCCAGAAAAAGAUGAACGGCUUCACCAUGCUUCACGACGCUAUGUUGCAGUGCUUCUUGAACCUGAAGGCCGGCAGUGAGGAACAGACAGAAUUUGUGCAGAAGAUCAAGGACGACGAAUCAGGAGACCUCCUGAAGAAUAUGGCUUUCACAAAAUCCGGUUCAAGACUCGCCUGUCUUCUCCUCGCUCACGGAAACGCCAAGGACAGGAAGCAGUAUCUUAGGCUCUACAAGGACACCUACGAAGCCAUGGCUGGCGAUCAGUUCGGGCACCGGAUUAUACUCACAGCCUACGAUGUGGUAGACGACACUGUGCUCACGUCCAAGACGAUAUUUCCCGAGGUUCUGGGCAAGAAUGAGGAGAAACAUAACGUCAUCUUUGGCGCCAACGAUCUCAAUGCGAGGAUCACCCUUCUCUACCCGUUCGAGGGCACCUCCAAGGCAUUGUUUCCUUUGAGUCAUCAGGGAGACCUGGACAUCCUGAAUGAGAUCCACGAGAUCCGGCAGUCCACCAGCAAAAAGGAUGCCGAGGUACGGCGCAAGGAGUUGGUCACUGCAAUGUCCCCAGCUUUGUUAGAAGCUGUCGCGACGUCCGCCAAAGACCUUGUGUCGACCUCAUUCGGCAGCCAGUUUGUGGCAGAUGUGCUACUAGGCGCAGUUGGAAACAAGACCUCGGCCUUGCAGGCAGUCGCUGAGGCAGCAGCAGGAGAUCCGUCAGCGUCAGAAGACACCGAAGAGAUCUAUUCUUCAGCAUACCCUCAUCCAGCGCAGACGGCUUGGGCGGAAAGGAUGUACAAGACGCUAAUCCAGGGUGGGCGUUUUGACAAAGCAACCAAGAGCAUCAAGCUGGUAGAGCCACCUCUGGACUUCGCAAACAUCCUCUACCCCGUCAUCAAGGAUCACAUGGUGGCCUGGUCCACCGGGCGAAGCUCCUUCGUUAUCGUGGCCCUGCUGGAAUCAGAGAGCUUCUCCCAGAAGGAGAAGAUCAGAAAGGUACUCAAGAAGAACAGGGCGGAGCUCGAAAAAGCAGCAACCACUCCUGUAAUCAAACCUGAUGCGGGGAAUGAUGCCGAGAAACAAGGAGCAGGCAAGCAAAAGAAGGGUCGACAAGGGAAGAAGCCGCCAGCAGCUGGAAACUCGGGGUCAAGGAUACUGCUCGAGAAGCUGUGA
Messenger RNA from Diaporthe citri, 2082 nucleotides. RefSeq lists its product as uncharacterized. Gene Ontology annotation, biological process: regulation of translation. The record is from RefSeq and is a predicted model, not a curated record. Gene Ontology annotation, cellular component: nucleolus. The coding region runs from base 1 to 2082 and encodes 693 amino acids. Lineage: Eukaryota; Fungi; Ascomycota; Sordariomycetes; Diaporthales; Diaporthaceae. Gene Ontology annotation, molecular function: mRNA binding. The transcript has 2 exons.